Drosophila ficusphila is the source of this 494-nucleotide messenger RNA. RefSeq lists its product as uncharacterized. Lineage: Eukaryota; Metazoa; Arthropoda; Insecta; Diptera; Drosophilidae. The coding region runs from base 171 to 425 and encodes 84 amino acids. The transcript is spliced from 2 exons. Gene Ontology annotation, molecular function: chitin binding. The record is from RefSeq and is a predicted model, not a curated record.
UUGUCAGGCCGGCGAGCACAUCAAUAAGCGGCAAAAAAAUACGAUUCAAUCGAAAAUUUUAUUUCUCGCUUUUGGCGUCGUGCGUGUGGCAUACAACAAAAUAUUUGCAUGUAAAAGAAUUUUCCGCCAUCCGAGCAGAGCGUUCCGAAAAGAUCUCAUCUUUUGUAGCCAUGUCUGGAAAGGACUACAACGGAGAGCCCGGCUGUCGAAGUCCGGAGGAGUUGGACAAGAGCUACCGUCACUUCUGGGACCCCACCGCCUACUGGCAGUGCGGCGGGAAGGGAAAGGGAACGGAGCCCGCUCAGCUGCGCCGUUGCCCCGCCAACGAGCUGUACUACGACCGGGAGCGGCGGUGCGUGAAGUGGAAGGACUGGCAGUGGACCGAACCGCAGGACCCGCCCACAAAGCCAAAGCCGCGCAAAUAAAACGGCGUGCAUGUAUUGAAACAAAUUGUCGAAAAUAUAAUUAAAAAGCGCUUUCCGAUUUUUCCCGGG